AUGCCGACUCUUUCUGCAGUACGGACGGCAAACGCAGCGUUCUCUUUCAGCCGACCACCUGUUGCUGUCUUCGUGGGCGGAACCUCUGGUAUAGGCCAAGCUUUGUCUCGCGCACUCGCCGGCUACACGCAAGGGAACAGCAACAUCGUUCUGUGCGGUCGCAACCGCUCGGCUGCAGAACAGACCAUCAAGUCCUACCCGAAGCCUACCUCACUCGGUCUAAGGAGCUCUCAUUCCUUCGUGGAGAGCGACAUCUUCCAGAUGAAGAACGUACAGAAGACGACGUCCUCCUUACUGUCGUCUCUACCGAAAGUCAACCUUCUAGUGCUCUCUACUGGCUUCAUGGACUUCAGAGGACGCGACGAGACUGAUGAAGGGAUCGACAAGAGGCUCGCGCUGAACUACUACGCGCGAUGGAAGUUCAUCUACGACCUCCUUCCUCUGCUGAAGAAGGCGAAGGACGCCGGAGAGGAGGCGAGGGUCAUGUCCAUCCUGGGUCCUGGUUCGGGGUGGAAGGUGGAUCUCGAUGACCUCGGGCUGAAGAAGAGAUACAAUCCUCUAAAGGCUCUCACGUCCGCGGCGACGUACAACGACCUCAUGAUCGAGAGCUUCGCAGAACUAGAGCCACGGAUGUCAUUCGUACACGCGUUCCCUGGGCUCGUACGUACGCCACUUAUGGGCAGCAUUGGCAAGGUGCUGCUCUACCCUGUCUCCGCCACGCCCGACGUUUGCGCCGAACGCAUGCUGUAUGCAUUGCUGCAGAGCCCACCGGGGUCUUCUCGCCGGGACAACAAAGGCGAUGACAUGGGGAAGAAGAGAUACUACGGCACGGAUGAGGCUAGGGAGCGGCUUUGGGAACACACGCUCGAGGAGGUGAACCGAAAGGGCAAACAUUGA
Messenger RNA from Fomitopsis serialis, 897 nucleotides. RefSeq lists its product as uncharacterized. The coding region runs from base 1 to 897 and encodes 298 amino acids. Gene Ontology annotation, biological process: secondary metabolic process. The record is from RefSeq and is a predicted model, not a curated record. Lineage: Eukaryota; Fungi; Basidiomycota; Agaricomycetes; Polyporales; Fomitopsidaceae. The transcript is spliced from 2 exons.